Messenger RNA from Chara braunii, 2424 nucleotides. Lineage: Eukaryota; Viridiplantae; Streptophyta; Charophyceae; Charales; Characeae. The record is from the annotation of a GenBank genome assembly.
GCUUAUACGGGGUGAGAGUGCCCGACUGCAACUUCUAGUAGUCUAUGGAAUCAGACGCAAUGGAGCCACAAUCGAUCGCGGGCCAAGUAAGAGAGGAGUACAGGACAUUGCCCGACCGUGCACUGAGGGGACUGAAGGAACGAAUUAGGCUGGGAGCACCUCUGAGAUGGGCUGACCAGACCAAUGACGGGGAACCUGACGUAAUGGUCGAACCAGUCGUGACUGAGCCGGAGGAGGCAUUGAAGACAGGAACCUCGAGUGGUCGACGAGAAGCGACGAGACGACGCUCCCCCGAGUAUGAGCGGAGGGAAACCAUGGCGGAUAGGCACAGGGACGACUGGAGAGAGAGUUUGAGGUAUUGGAGGGACAAAGAUAGAGACAGAGCGCUGCCCAGGCGAGCCUUCGACCCCAAGACAGGGGAGUCGCAUCCGCUUCCUUACGAGAGUAAGGAUCGCUAUAUUAUUACGCACAAGGCCUCUGAGCCUCCCACUUUUAGGGGUUAUGGCAUCACAGAAUAUCUGGAGAAGUGGGAGCUUCAUGCGAGCCGGAGUCAGUGGUCGGAGGAGGAGAUUGUGGAAAAUUUCCUAUUUAAUGUAGAUCCAAGUCUUGGCAAGGAAGUUAAGGAAGCCCGACCGAAGGAUGGAAAAUGGACCACGUAUAAGAAGAACCUCAUUGAACUUUACAAGUUGGAGGAUAACAAGUACUCCAUCAAGGACCUUGAGACCAUGACUCAAGAUGAGGACGAGAGCGUUAGGGCAUUCGGAAAGCGUUUCCAGAAGAUCUCAGAGGUCGAGCGCUGUACUAUUUUUAUUGGACACCUGUCCAAAAGGAGACAAAAGAGUAUACUUAGAGAUUUUAUGCGCGACAAGCUUGACUUCCCUGAAGUCCUUAAGCUCGCGAUAAAGGCAGAGGCAGACGACUACAAGGGUCUGGUAUGGAGAGGAAUGAGGAGGCGAGACUUCUCUCUCUAUAAAGAGUAUGCCACUGAUAAAUGCCCUGACUUCAAGGACUAUCCGUGGUUGGAAAAGAAUGAGGCGGUAGCUGAGGAAGUGAAGGAGAUAAGGGAUAUGGUAAAGGGAUUGACUAGGCAUGUUACAGAGAUUGUGACCAAUAUGGGAGCCACGACAUACCGGGACAAACCCGGAGGGCCCUAUUCACUUCGGUGGGACCGUAGGAACACCGAUUCCUGGAGGAGUGUCGAGGAUAGAAAUCCUCGAACGCUAACCGAUUAUCGAGUAAGGGAAAUGGAGAGAGAAAAUGAGCCAUGGCGACGAAGGGAUGAUGAGAUAGACCGAGACCGUAGGGUUCGCGAGACGUAUGGGCGAGCAAGGAGACGGGAUGAUUACUCGCGCAGUCCUCGACAUGAGGUUGAUGGGGAUAGGAGCGACCCACGGGGUCGAUGGGAGUCGGACCGAGAUCGGCGAGACGGAUACAGUGACGACAGAUACGAGAGGUCGGACCGAGAUGGAAACAGGCAAGGCAGGUAUGAGAGAGGAGAUCGAGUCGGAGAUCGUCGAGAUGACUCGCGUGGAAGGUAUGACCACGGGGGAUUCGCGGGAGAUCAGCGCGACGAUUCGCGGGGUGAUUUGGGAGAUGUAUCAAUGUUCCCUUCGAUGAAUGAGAAUGUAGAAGCGAGGAGAGUGAGGCCGAGUAAGGGAAAAGAGCCGGUAAGGAGCCAGAGCAUUAGGAUAACUUUCGAAGGAGAUAUGGCAGCUGCACCCAUAAGGGUGGCAGCAACGAAGUCGGCAAGAGGGUCUGCAUCGAGGAAGACUGACACAGAUUAUGUGAUGGCAGAAAAGGACGGACAGCGGGUCGAUGGCGAGGAGGUUAUACUUUCACCACGAAAGCAGGGAGUGAAGAAGUUCUUCAUGAAGAGUUCGCUGGAUGAUAUUGACACGGUCGAGCCACUGAGAUGGGCCCUUCGGCAGCCCAUGCAAUGCUUUAUACUAGAAUAUCUGGCUGCAUCCAAGCCGGCUCAAGACGAGUUACAGACGAUCACGCGAAAGUCUCGCAUUCCACUAUCAGAGGAGGUUCAGGUGGCCCCUAACGCGGAUGCUCCUACUGUAGCAGUAUCGGAGGUGACCGCAAGAGCAGAUCGCAUGGCAACAGUUCUUCUUGAUGGGAUGGAAGGUGUCCCUCCGGACAAGUUUUACAUACUUGGUAGUGGGACCGUGGAGGCGAUCCUAAACGUCGGAGCCGUUCUAGAUGCAGUGAUCGAUAAUGGCAGUGAGGCUGUCAUUAUAGACGAGGAUCUGGCAGAGCAAGUUGGUCUGGGGCUCGAUAGGACACACUUAUUCGAAAUAGAGACGGCUGAUGGGAGGAAGCAACAGAUCACAGGAGUCUGUCACAAGGCAGCCAUAGAGGUUCAAGGAGUACGAGUGACCAUGUAAGUCUUUGCAGUCAAGAACUGCAGCUCCGACCUGC